CUUUGGCGGCUCUGCCUAAAACAGCCGGGACUCUGAAUGCAAACGAACAUCUGUCAAAAUAAACCUGCAGUCACACAGAAAUAUAAAACAGUGCAUCUGUAUGCCUGGUCGCUGUGGCGCUUCAUCAGUGCAUCUGUAUGCCUGGUCGCUGUGGCGCUUCAUCAGUGCAUCUGUAUGCCUGGUCGCUGUGGCGCUUCAUCAGUGCUAGGAUUUACUCGACUGGUUCUCGACUCUCGUUGUUUCACUGAGGAAGCUGCUCUCGAAGUAACUUUGUUGUGUGCGCUGGGGAGCAGAAAGUAAAGCGCCCGGACACUGAAGCUGGCGCAAUGCAUCUGGGUGUUGCACUGGAGCGCUAGCCUGCUGCAAGUUGCAACAUGCCUGCCACUGCCUCAGUCACCCGCAGAAGCAACACAGAGAGAGAUGAGAAAGAGAUGAGAGAGCAUGGAAGAGCAAGGACAGAGAGAGCAGCCAGGUGGAGAGAGGAGUCGGUCAGGGGGAAUAGACCCAGCGAGCCCCAGUGUGCCUCCCAAGCCAGCCAGCCUCACAGACCCUGUGGACUCAGACACCCUGUCCUCAUCACCGUCCACGCCUCUGGAUUCAAACUGGGAAAGCCUGGACGUAGCCCUGUCUGCUGUGCAUCCCCCGCGUCCUGAGACUGAGACUGAGAGGGACCCCCCCAGCUUGACCUCCUUUCCUAGGACUCCCCUGGGCGUGCCUAUUCUGCAUCCUCCAGAGCGUGACCCUGGACCUGGUGGGGUGGCCUGUCUGGACCGCGGUGAGACCGGCUCUCAACGUGCUGAUAGUUUGAGCCCCACUAAGAUUGACUGCCUCCUGGGUGUGGGUCCCAAGGAGGGAGGCUCAGCUGCGUAUCAGCUGUUUGGCUUGGCCCUGGCUGGGAACAGGCUGUCCCUGGAUGUGUACCCCAAGGGUGUGGCCCUCCUACCUGAGCUGUGGCGGUCUCGCCGGGAGGAGAUGCUGGCCGUGGAGUUCGUGAAGCUCUGCAGCAACCAGGAGGGGAUAGAGGGCGCUGUAGAGCUGCUGCCCAGGAUGAGGGGGCUCAGGUCCGCCGUGCUCAAAGGGGGCUCUCUCAAGGAUGAGUUUGGCGCCUGUGUGCCGGGACGCUUGUCAACGCUGCCCGAUUCUUUCGGCUCCCUGCAGCUGCUCACCCACCUGGACCUGAGCUUCAACCGGCUGCACUCCCUGCCGGGCUGCGUCUCCACCCUGCCCCGCCUCUCCACCCUCCUCCUGGGACACAACCUGCUGGGCUCCCUCCCUGAGAGCCUGGGAGACCUGUGCAGCCUCACCUUCCUUUCCCUCAUUAAGAACCGGCUGCGCUCCCUGCCUGCCAGUCUGGGCCAGCUGGGGGUGCUGCAGAGCCUGGAUGCCUCUCACAACCUGCUGGAGGAGAUACCAGAACAGGUGGGGGCACUCGAGAGGCUGGAGCUGCUCGACCUGUCUGCUAACAAGCUGAGGAGUGUGCCGGAGACACUGGGCAGCCUGCUCUCCCUGCAGCAGCUCCAUCUCCACAGUAACUGCCUGGCGUCGGUACCAGCGAGCCUGGCAGCUCUGCCCAGUCUGACCCAUCUGGACCUUCAGAACAACUGCCUGCGCCAGGUCCCAGCGGAGAUCGAGAGCUGCCCCGCGGCCCGGCUCCGAGGGAAUCCCCUGGGACAGCCAGAGACACCCCAAACCCAGCCCCAGACAGAGGAUGCUUCUGAACCCAAAGCCCCUCCUGAGCUGCACCUGUCAAGAGACCAGGACAGUUUCGUGGUGACCCAUGACGGCUGCACCGUGUUCCUGCCCAGGGGGUUGAAACUGGUGUUCCCUGCGGGCGCCAUCUCCACGGUGACAGUGACCUGGCGUCUGCGCAGGCCCAGCAGGAAGCUGGUCAGGCUGGAACACCACGACUUCCUGUUGAGCUCCGUGCUGGAGCUGCAGCCCCACGGAAUCAGCUUCCACAAGCCUGUGAGCCUCUCCUUGCCCUACUCGGCCCCUCGCACAGCCCCUCACCGGCAGGUUAUAAUCCGAACCUUCGACGGGGCUUCCUGGACCGACCUGCAAAGCCACACAGUGACCUACCGCAGGAGGAAGAGGGUAUUGGGGGCAGCCCAGGCACCAGAGCUUCCACAGGAUAAACUAGGCGGCCAAACCAGCAGGAACGACAAGCGGUUCCUGGCUUGCUGCAGCCUCUCUCAUUUCUCCUGGUUCAUGGUGGUGUCUCGGCUGGUGGAGGAGUGCUGUUCAGUGUUGCCUCUGCAGGGGGCACUGCUGGUCUCGUCUGCAGACCACGGGAUCAAGGUGACCUUCCCCCCCGCUGCCACUGCAGAACCACGGGGUGUCAGGAUGCAGGUCCUCACGGUGCCCCUGCCUCAGCUCAGAGAGCUCUCUGGAGACCCCCAGGCCAGCGCCAGCCCACUGCUCCGCCUGUCCCAGAGCUCAGCUCUCAACUUCCUGCAGCCAGUCAGGAUACAGCUGCCCCUGCCUCCGGGGCUCACAGGCCUCUCUCUGGAUCGCUCACGGCUCCACCUCCUGCACGGGGAUCCCAGUGCUGACACCUGGACUGACAUCACCCAGCAGGUGGCGCUGCAGUUCACUCACCUCUACGCUGUGUUCGAGGUGUCGCACUUCUCCUGGUACUGGCUGUGGUACACCACGCAGCGCUAUGUGGGGGGGGUGGUGCGGAGGGUGUACGAGAGGCUGCGUCUCCACCAGGUCCAGUUCAUGGCUCUGCAGAGGAAGAAGGACCCAGAGCAGGUGCUGCUGCAGUGCUUGCCCCAGAACAAGUGCCGGUACCAGGGUCCAGAACCCUCGGAUCUGAUUGACAUGCUGGAGGGGGAACAGUUCUUCGCUGGCUUCGAGAAGGGGAUCGAGAUAGAUUCCGACCGCCCUGAUUGCGAGGCUGGGCGAAUCUCCUUCGUGUUUUACUCUCACAUGAAGAACCGGAAGGAAGUGUAUGUGAGCUCCAGCUCUGACCGCAGCGUGCAGCCCGUGCGCGGCCAGGUCUCAUUUUACCGGGGAGCGAUGCCAGACAGCUUACCUGAGGAGGCUGCAAAGAAAAGGAAGGGACCCGAUAGCCAGUGGCUCACAACUCUCCCACUGCAGCUACCAAUGCUGCGGUCAGUGAUCGAGGGGGGUCAGUCCGGUCAGCCCUCUCCGCUGAACCUGGGGGACGAGGAGAGUGGGUUCCUGACCGAGGUCAACCUGCUGGGCAUCGCGCUGCGCAUCGGGGCUGAGUGGAGGAGCAUCGGAACGAACCUGGGGUUGACCUACCAGCAGCUUGAAAGGCUGGAGUAUGGGCACAGGGGUGAUCUGGGCAGGCUGGUGGAGUCCAUGCUCUUUUCCUGGGCACGUGCCAGCGCUGGCUUGCCAGACUGCGUGGCUCAGCUGGUGCGGGCAAUGCAGGAGAGUGGCCGCCAGGACAUCGCCGAAGAGAUCGCUGACAUCAUCGAGCUGGGCAAGCGCAAGUACCGAGACUCCCUCCAGAGAGCGGGGCUGGGGGCGGGGAGCAGCCAGGAGGACUCCGCCAUAGACAUGGGGUAGAGGCUUCGAGUGCUAGAGGAGACAGAGCUCUCUAUAGAGUGCUAGAGGAGACAGAGCUCUCUAUAGAGUGCUAGAGGAGACAGAGCUCUCUGUAGAGUGCUAGAGGAGACAGAGCUCUCUGUAGAGUGCUAGAGGAGACAGAGCUCUCUGUAGAGUGCUAGAGGAGACAGAGCUCUCUGUAGAGUGCUAGAGGAGACAGAGCUCUCUGUAGAGUGCUAGAGGAGACAGAGCUCUCUGUAGAGUGCUAGAGGAGACUGGGCUCUGAAGGACUUUGCUCCAGCCAGGGUGUAGUUGGGGCUGGACUCGCUACAGGGGUGCUUUUAAUAAUGAAGUGAGAACCACUAUGGAAAGCCAGUGUUGGCACACCGUGUGUGUGCUGGACUUUGCUGUGGACCUGCAGCUGAUCUGCACGAGAUUGUAUUUGUUUUUAGAUGUUGAUUCAUGGUGAUUCAAAAAUAAAUGAAAAAUACACUUGAAUGUUUCUCUUGGUGUCGGCUGUCCAUCUGAAUGUAAUUUAAAUGAUGCUGUGCCAUGCCUGUGGGUUUUAUACAGUGGGUGUAUAUAUAUAAUAUAUUGUGACCUGUGCAGGCUGGGACUGGGAUUAAUGCAUUCGUGAAACUGAGGACCAAACUCCUGCUGAACCACACACACACACGCACACGCACACGCACACGCACACGCACACGCACACCACACACCACACACCACACACACAGGAGCACGAGGAAAUGUGUUUCUCUAGAGUGGGGUGGGGGCGGGGGUUCUUCUGUUUUAAUAAGUGUAAUUGAAUUGUUAAUA
Polyodon spathula (Mississippi paddlefish) is the source of this 4338-nucleotide messenger RNA. It is a transcript of the gene pidd1, whose product is annotated as p53-induced death domain protein 1. The transcript has 16 exons. The record is from RefSeq and is a predicted model, not a curated record. Bases 442 to 3540 code for a protein of 1032 amino acids. NCBI's taxonomy places the organism in Eukaryota, Metazoa, Chordata, Actinopteri, Acipenseriformes, Polyodontidae. Gene Ontology annotation, molecular function: protein binding. Gene Ontology annotation, biological process: DNA damage response; apoptotic process; signal transduction.